Messenger RNA from Mobula hypostoma (lesser devil ray), 3616 nucleotides. It is a transcript of the gene sar1b, whose product is annotated as secretion associated, Ras related GTPase 1B. Gene Ontology annotation, molecular function: GTP binding; GTPase activity. Gene Ontology annotation, biological process: endoplasmic reticulum to Golgi vesicle-mediated transport; intracellular protein transport; membrane organization. The transcript is spliced from 7 exons. The record is from RefSeq and is a predicted model, not a curated record. The coding region runs from base 176 to 784 and encodes 202 amino acids. Gene Ontology annotation, cellular component: COPII vesicle coat; endoplasmic reticulum exit site. Lineage: Eukaryota; Metazoa; Chordata; Chondrichthyes; Myliobatiformes; Myliobatidae.
GGAAUUGUUACUGGGUUGCACGGAGCGGAAGUGAAGCUGUCGCCAUUGUUGUGUCGUGGCUCUGACGGCGCUGAGGUGUUUGUGAGCGGCAUUAGACGAGUUCAGGCAGCCGAUCAUCGGACACAGAGCCCCGGCUUCCUCCAUUGACACUCUCCGGAUUUCGUAAGACCCGGAUAUGACCUCCUUUUUCGAAUGGAUUUAUAGUGGUUUCACUAAUAGUUUUUGUAGUGCGCUUCAGUUUCUAGGGCUCUACAAGAAAUCAGGGAAAUUAGUAUUUCUAGGACUGGACAAUGCUGGGAAGACUACACUGUUGCACAUGCUCAAAGAUGAUAGAUUGGCACAGCACGUGCCAACGCUACAUCCAACCUCGGAAGAGCUGACAAUUGCUGGGAUGACCUUUACUACUUUUGAUCUGGGUGGCCAUGCACAAGCCCGCAGAGUCUGGAAAAACUACCUCCCUGCUAUCAAUGCCAUUGUCUUCCUGGUUGACUGUGCAGACUUCGAACGUCUGGCAGAAUCUAAAGCAGAGCUUGAUGCACUAAUGACAGAUGAAACUGUUGGAAAUGUGCCUAUUCUCAUCCUUGGUAACAAGAUUGACCGACCUGAGGCAAUCAGUGAAGAAAAGUUCAGAGAGUUAUUCGGACUGUACGGACAGACAACGGGAAAGGGAAAUAUCUCCAUGAAGGAGCUUAAUGCACGACCACUAGAAGUCUUCAUGUGCAGUGUCCUAAAGAGGCAAGGUUAUGGAGAAGGUUUCCGUUGGCUAGCCCAGUACAUAGACUGAAGCUGAUUUUUGAGAAGAGUCAAAGACCGAAGACUCAUCUACCACCAUACAACAACUUGAACCUAAUAGACAUUUUCUGGGUAUAUGUUUGGUUAUAAAAGUUUGAUGUUUUUCUAGAAGGAUAACAAUUACAUUGGCUGUGCUUAAAAAAAAAUCAUCUGUAUGUACGAAGCCUCCAAGAAAUGUUCUUAAACAAUUUGUAUGUUUGAAGUUACAAUAUGGUAACGCUCUAAUUUCAGUAGAUAAUAUACUUGUUUCCUUAUUUGAUUUAUUACAUUAACCAAACCAUCUUUCUGUACAGUUUUGGAAAGAGUGUGUACUUACACAAAAAUAGUCUCUUGAAUGCACUUUUUAACAGGAAAGCAACCUACACGUGAGCGGUAUUUAAUGAUCAUGUAAAAUUUUUUAUGUACUAUUUUUGAAAUUGUUCGGUUCAAUAAAUUUAGAACGUGUAACCAUCUAUCCUUUUAGUGUCUGAAGAAGAUAAAUAUUUUUAGAAAAACCUCAAUUAAGUGAUACCUACUGCAUGAUGCCUUAACAUUUUGGAGUGUCCCUGAGCACCAUGUAUUAAAUUAAACUGUAACCAAUAUAUUCCUUGCUUGAGAAAUAGAUGAACCAAAUGCUCAUUCCAGAUCUAUUUCUGUUAUUCUAAUGAGAACUGUGCAGAAUGUAAGCACAGCUAAUUUUUAUUUAAAGCUUUAAAUUAUAUCUUCCUCAUAGAAUAAUAUGAAAAGCACCAAUAAAUUAUACAUGCAUGAAAUAAUCCCACUAGCAUUUUCCUUGAGAAAUGUUAGGAUUUAUUAAAACAACUAAUUUAUACUUUGUUAAUCUUUUGGCUGUGUAGCAACUUGAUUUAGUUUUGGAAGAAUUCUUUGAGAGCCAACUGCUCUUAAUUAUUAAUUUCUUGUAUGCCAAGACAGACAAAACUAGAAAUGGAAGCUAGAAAAGAAUUAACUCCAUUGUGCUAAAUAAUGGUUUGGAGAUUAAUUUAUAAAGGUGACACAUUAUCUCAUUGUUCCACCGUUAAAGUCAUUCAGCAUGACACCAAACCUCAGUGCCAGAACAGAAGUGCUUAAGAGUAAUGUGAGCAAAAAAAAAACAGAAUAAACUUAAUCUAUCCCUAGUGUUAUUAAACCUUGUUUCGAUGCACUUUCUAAUGCUCUUUGUGGCUAAAUAACCACAUAACCCUGGCUGUGUAGCAGUUGAAUUGCCAAUAGGUACAAGCAUUGAAUCACUUUCUGGAGCAGGGGAGUGGGUGGAUCUGAGAACUGCUAAAAGCACUCUGGAUCACAUUGUUUGUGAGUAGAAUAAUAAACUCCAUUCUCAAAUAUACAGCUUGCAAUUUUUGUUUAAGGAGGUUUCAGUCAAAAGUUGACAUCUUGAAACACUUUUGCAGGUAUUGUUAAUUAGCAAUGGGGAAAGAAACUACAGUUUCUUGUAAUAAAAUUUGCGAUUUAAAAAUAACAGUUGAUACAGAAUACAUUAUGAUGAGAUUGUAUUUGUAUCCUACAGUAGAUAUUUACAAACUGCAAGACUUGACAGUAUCUCUUACAAAAUUGUUCUGAUACAGACUUUCAUUCUGUUCUUGUUGGGCUUCACACAUGCAUCUUUCAUUGGUGAUUAUCACAUAGUAAUCAGAAAUUGAGACUUUAACUGCUUUUAAUACACCUCUUAAUUGAGAAAAAUGGAAGUCAUUUUUGUAGCUGUGCUAUUGCUAUUCAGGUUGCACCAUAGUGCAUCUGGACUUCCUUGGUCUUUACGGCUCAAUUACAUGUUGAGUAAGCAUGCACUGUCUCCAGUAAUGUCCUGCUUCACACGGGAUAGUUAAAAAACCUCCACCACUGAAGGAGGAGUAGUAGAGGGGUGGGAGAGAAGGGAUAUCUUCCUCCAUCAAUCUCUCCGAUCUGUAUAUUUUACAUAAUAUUUUGUUUUAUGGAAAAAUUGCUCCAUAAACAAUUUUUCCUCAAAAAAAAUCCGUCAGCACUUGAUGUAGGAUGCAGAUAAUAGAAUACAAACAAUUCAAUGUCCAAAUGUAAACCAGAUAAAUUGGUGUGCAGAUAAACAGAAGAUGAAAUUCAAUUUAGUUUGAUGUGGGGGGGAAUUGAAACUAGUUAGGAAGAUAAAUUGAUUUUGGUAGAAGAGUGAAAUCUAGGAAUAAAGAAAAUAAAAUAUAGAAUACAGGAAUAAAUCAAAGUAACGAUGCUGGUUGAUGAGGUGUUACAUUAUGAAUAAAGUAAUUUUUAGAGGAAGAGAAUACAAAAAUAGUGGUUUGACCACAUUUGAUAAGCUAUCAUACAGUAGUAAAGAAAGAAUAUUAAAGUAUGGGAGGAAAUGUAAAUGGAAGAACGAUUGUAUUCUUGGCUUCAAAAUGGAUGAUCAACCUUAAAAACUGUAAUAAAAACAAUCAUUGCAGCUGUGUUCAUCCUCUACGGGGUGUGCAAGGUGUCUGGGUCUCUGCCUUAAAGUUGAGGGUCUGUAGAGGAGAGUGUUUUUGGUAUGUGGCUUGGAGCUGCUCUUACUCCAAGUCUCCUUUUUAAAAAAAAAAGAAGAAAGAGACUUUCCUCUAGCCCUUUUUCCUGAUAUGGCAUGCCAGAGAGGGGAAGCAGCUGUAAUUUGCAGUAAGGUCACAAUAAUAUCACGGGGGCUUGGUCAGUAUGCUCAAAGCAGACCUUUGGUAUCUUUUUUUUAAAAGAAAGAGCAAAUUAAUAUUGGGCCAUAUAUAAAGCUAACAGAAGUCACACUGUGAACUGCCUGAAGGAAUGGGGUAUUUAAAGGUGUCUUUGAAUGUUAGUAGCACUUACAAAAACAGUGUGCUUGACAUUUGAGUUUUAG